CGGACCUGCUCUAUACCACUAUUCCUUUCAUAUAAUUAUUUCAAAGUCCUCAAUUCAAGAUUCAAUCCUAUCAUACCCCUUCUACAAAAAGCUUGCCCUAAGUUUGACAGUACUAGGAAGUGAUAGCUGAAUUGGAUUGUAGUAGGUAGGAUAGAGUACACCAAUCAAUCCACUCAUCCGGGAAAGCAUUCCUAGUCCUCUUAAAACUUAAGAUUGCAAAAAGUCCGAUUAGGAACCCAUGUUUGACAUGCCAAUGGCCCAAGGGAGUCCAAGUGUGAUGGGGGUUGCAGAUGGGCGCGUAACUUGCACCAAUUGAGGAGCAGGACGGGAGGUACUCCAUCCCACUCCAACCUUCUCCAUGGCUGGCGCUUCAUAUCAUCACGCCCAAUCACUCGGUACAAGUCUUUCAAUAUGUCACUCAUACCCCCUCUUAUUUCAGGACGUGUGUUACUCUGUCUCUUUCUGUAAGGGAUUUGCAGCCUCUUUUGUGAUCCUGCACUAUGUUUAAUAAAGAUAAUCACUAGGUUGUGAUCUGGCCCCCCCAUCAACCCGCAAUGUUGCCGGUGCAGAUAUUCCUUGUUAGCCUUUUAUCUCCUGCGGUUGCUGCUGGAUCAGUAGCCCAGGAGCCGUCAAAUCUCCUGAUUCAUAUUCUGAAUCUGAGCCGCCGAGCUGACAGCCACCCCACUACUUAUACAUUUGACCAGUCUCUCCUCGCCAUCCAAAUCGGCGGAAUUGUGGGAGCAUACGUGAUCUUUGUCGCCAUUCUUCUGACCUUGCUCCUCUUUGUAGGACGUCGUCUGAGAAGGACAGUACAAUCGUCUAACUACACACUACAAGUAGAGAUGAUGAAGCCUGUCAAGCCUCCACCCAGUAUGGAUCCAAGUCCAGUCACCCCCAUCUCCACCAAUCUCCCCAGUCCAGGCAUACGAAACGGGUUCAACCGAUCGUGGAGCAGCCUGGGCAAGGGGCCACGAUCUCACAUAGCCGGGAAUAGCAGCGUAUCUACCAUUGACGAAUCGGUGGUUGCAACUGACAGGCGCCGAGCUCAAGAGGAAAUGGAAAUGCUAUACGCUGCCGUCAUGGAGCACGAUGAGAGGAGAGCAGCUGAAAAUGACACUACCAGAGAAGAGAACGAGAUCCCUUCUCCGGACAGCGCCCAGACGAACCCGUUCACAGACCGUUCUUCACGAGUAUCGGAAGCGCCGCCGCCAUUCCCUCAGGCGAGACUUCCAAUGAGCCCCAAGUCUAAUUCUCGUCUGUCGCGGAUCUCGUCCCUCUCCCUUUUCAACAAUAACCCUCGCCCCGACGCAAACUCUGGCAAACAGCGUACCCCUCGUACUGCCCUUCGAAGGCUGCCAAUUUCCUCCCCUGUGGGCUCCCCAGAUGUGACAGCGUCCAGGUCGUAUGGAGAGGACCAGCCCCCACUCACACCACGACUUUACAAUCCGCCUCCUCCGCCAACACCGCCAGUGGUGACAGUUCAAAGUCCCGGUGAGAAUAAAGCUCCAAGGGGUUCACGGGCGCCAGCCCCGGCUCCCUUGAGCAUGUCGGUGGCUGGCCAUGGCUCAUCCUCAUUGCCAUUUCGUGAUGCAUAUCCUCAACAAAGUGCCCCUGCUACCAAGACCACUGUCCUGGAGCGUCCCUUGAAAUCUAUGAAUGGUCCCCGAACCGGGAUGCCGACGCCAUAUAGCCCGUAUAUGCCGUUUACACCCGUCACUCCGUUGACGCCUAGUCGGAUGGUCACCAAGCGGCAGAGGAAACGAGAAGCCAAGGAAAGCGGUUUGCGGGUCCUUAACGAGGAUGAUAUAGUCCGGGAUGAGGAAGAUAUGUGGGGAUAUUAGCGAAUCACGUCAGUCAAUUGGUUCUUACCUUUUAUUUUCUAUCUUUUAUCUUGUUUUGUUUUCUCAGACUCAUUCUCUGAUUCCACAGUGGUAGUGGAUACGAGGUAUUGGGUUUAGGUCUAGAUGCAUUGUGGCGAUAGGGCCAUUCCUGUAUACUCCAUAAGAUAACCAAUAAUUAGAUCUGGCUUCGAGGACCCAAGAGCACAAGACCCAUGCGUACUAUCAUGUUUCAGCAUAUGGAAGGGAUUGUUAUAUUAGUUAUAUUAUAUUAUGAUACGUUAGGUAAUGAUCGGAAUGGGUCUUCCGCUCCGCCACAUCAUUCGCCCGACCAGAGUCUUGACCGUCGUCAUCACGCUCCUUAGCGCCGACUCUCC
Molecule: messenger RNA, 2215 nt
Organism: Aspergillus alliaceus
Lineage: Eukaryota; Fungi; Ascomycota; Eurotiomycetes; Eurotiales; Aspergillaceae
Exons: 1
Coding region: 555-1841 (428 amino acids)
Source: RefSeq, a predicted model, not a curated record